AGGAUUCCAUGGCUGUUCAGAACAAAAUGAGUGAUCCUCGGCGCAUAGUCUUGCCAAAAUCCAUACCAACACCAUCAAUAGCAUUCCUCUAUGUUUUCCCUCACCAACCCAGGUGUGGUGAUUUCUACUUCAUCUCACAUCUUUCUGAGACCACCAAAUCGCUCACUCCAUUGCUACCACAUUAAGCCAACCCAAUUCACCAUCUCUAGAUCGUCCACAACAACGAUCAAAGCCAACAUUGAUGAAAAAAAUUCGAUCUCCACUGCCCCUGUUAUCGUUCAAGAAGAAGAUGACGUACAGUCGACAUCCAAUAAGGAAGUCAAGGAGAGCGUAGAACUACUCAAGGAAGCUGCAAAAACUAAAAAGGUUGCAGCUACUGAGAUUAUAUCGGCCUUCAAAUUGCUCGAGAAGGCUAAACUCGAUCCUUCAAAGUUUUGUGAAACUCUUGGUGGAUCAGAAUCCCCUGGAAGAACUUGGAUGCUUAUAUUUACUGCAGAGAAAGGAUUGAAAAGUGGCAAAUACUUUCCGAUUACGGCUGUUCAGAGAUUUGAUGCAGCUGCAAGGAGGAUCGAGAAUGGGGUCUACCUAGGACCACUUGGGUGCCUAACAUUUGAAGGCAGGUUUUCAUGGAAAAAGAGAAUACUUGCUUUCGUAUUUGAGCUACUUCGGAUAAAAAUUGGACCUUUUAACCCAAUUGAGAUAAACAUCAAAGGAAAUGAUGAAAGUGAACCAACCUCCAAGAAUCCUUUCUUUAUAUGGCUUUACAUUGAUGAAGAAAUAGCUGUAGCUCGAGGCAGAAGUGGGGGCACGGCCUUCUGGUGUCGAUGUCAGCGUGUCAUAAGCUUGUAGAUUCUUUUGGUUUCUGAGGACCCUACAAGCCAUGGCCACUCCGACUCAGGUAUAUAUAUAUGUGUGUGUAGUUACCAAGUAUUUGUGUAGAAUUUUACUUUAUCUUUUACUGUAAGCAUCUCAAUCCAUAAAUCAACAUUUUGAUUGCAUUUGUGAUUCUAUUCCUUAUGGUUUUACGUGGUUUAUAGUUGAACAACUAUGCA
Messenger RNA from Cynara cardunculus var. scolymus (artichoke), 1052 nucleotides. RefSeq lists its product as uncharacterized. Bases 91 to 849 code for a protein of 252 amino acids. The record is from RefSeq and is a predicted model, not a curated record. The transcript is spliced from 4 exons. NCBI's taxonomy places the organism in Eukaryota, Viridiplantae, Streptophyta, Magnoliopsida, Asterales, Asteraceae.